Messenger RNA from Vicia faba (fava bean), 1608 nucleotides. The record is from the annotation of a GenBank genome assembly. NCBI's taxonomy places the organism in Eukaryota, Viridiplantae, Streptophyta, Magnoliopsida, Fabales, Fabaceae.
AUGUUUGAUUCUUCUGAACAGAAUGGUGUAGGAAUUUACAGACUUCCUAAAUUGCACCACAUUCAUUGCAAUGGACUAACUCUGUCAGAACAUGAUGUUCACGUAAUAGUUUAUGAAACACCUUCUUAUGGUGCUCAUCAUUUCUCGUUGUGUCAUUUUGGUUCAAAUGAGCAAGCGAAAGCUCCCAUUAAGAAUCCUAAAUGGGUUGAUGGGCUUCAUAAAAAGCAGAAAUUCACUGAUUUGGAUACAGUUAUUCUGGCAAUUAAUUGCACAUCUGCUGCUAAAAGAAUAUUUGACAGACAUGUGGUCCCAAGAAGAUCCUUGGGCCAACCAUCCCUAUUUCCAAUGUUUUUUGUUAUCUUAGGGCAUCUGUUUUGCAAGUUUUUGGCUUUGUUCUCCACCAUGUUCUAUAUUGUUCUUCAGUUUUUCCAAUCACAUUUUAAUCAUGAAUCAGAAUCAUGGUUGUAUGUGACAUCAGAAAAUAUAUUCAAGAAGACGGCAUGGAUAACUAUCCGAAUCCGUUGUUGUCAGAUAUUGUAUUGGCCAAUUCUUCUUCAGGAGAAUGACCUUAGGUCUCAAACAUGUGUUGAAUAUGCAGAGAAAGCUGCAAUGCAUAGACAUUCUAUGUGGUCAUCUUUGGCUGUUGAUAUUCUCCUGGGAAACUUGGUUGGCUGGUCACUGUUAUAUCAUGAAGAAUCAAUUUGCUCGUCGGGUUUGAACUUUAUUCAUUGGUUUGCCACUUUUUUGCGCUCCGGGUGUGUUUGGUUAAUGGGAAACCCUGCGGGCUUCAAAUUGAAUGCCGAACUGGCAAGUGUACUUGGUUUACUUUCUUUGAAUGCAAUUCAAGUAUGGUCAACACUCUGGAUCUUUGUGGGUUUCAUCUUCAAAUAUUUUAUUCGAGGCCUUUCUAUAUUAGGAAUUCUUUGUGGAUUUACUAUACCCGCUUCUUUGAUCAUAGAUAUGAUUGUGUUGGGAACCUUGCAUGUUUCAACUCUUCAUUGGUUUAUUUCACUAGUAUAUUCAUCACAGAUACAGGCACUAGCAGCUUUGUGGCGGCUUUUUAGGGGUCGAAAGUGGAAUCCUCUUCGCCAGAGGUUGGAUAGCUUUGACUACACUGUGAAGCAGCAUAUUGUUGGAUCGCUUCUAUUCACACCACUUUUACUUCUGUUACCAACUACUUCGGUUUUCUACAUAUUCUUUAGUAUUGUUGACACGACCAUUAACCUCGUCUGCAUACUUAUUGAAGUUGCUAUUUCGAGUAAUCAUACCGCAUCUACAAAUCAGGAUUUUACUGAUAAAAUAAACUCAUCUAAGGAAUCAUUGCAUCCAAAGGAUUUCAAUAGAGAAAAAUGUAGUACAUUGGUUUCAAUUCUCCACAGCAACUAUUUGAGCAUAGGAGAAGUUAUCUUGCCUCACUUCAGAAAUGCAUUUUUGGGAGUUUCUGGGUCAUCCAUCUCCACAGUAGCUUAUGGAAUUCUCAUUGGGCAAAGAUUGCCAUAUAUACAUGGAACUCUUCUUCCUUCACCAAUGCCAUGGAUGUCCCUGCCCUACAAAGAGUAUUGGCGCCUCUGUCAUGAUUCAGUUAUUGCCUGCUUCAGAUCACAGUGA